Molecule: messenger RNA, 384 nt
Organism: Auanema sp. JU1783
Lineage: Eukaryota; Metazoa; Nematoda; Chromadorea; Rhabditida; Rhabditidae
Source: the annotation of a GenBank genome assembly
AUGUUAAAGAUUCCAUUAUACAACAAUAGUAUCGUCAUUGUUUGCUUCCUUUUAUUUUUGUGCAUGGAAUAUUCUGCUGCUCAAACAGGAGGUGGAGUAGCAGUUGGAGGUGGAACAGGAUGUGCAUUACAACCUAUCACUGACAACUCAUGGUGUGGUUGUGGAUAUGGAAGGAGAGCAAUAGGACCUUGUGUGGGUGGUGACUGUCCCGAUGGAUAUACAUGUGUGUGUGAUUACUGUUGUGAAGGAUGUUUUGAUGAUUGCUAUGACUGUGCUCUAUUUUUCCAAUACUGCGAUAACCUUAACUACUGCGAGUUGAGGCAGAAAUGCAAACGAACGUGUGGCGUUUGUCAAGAUGCCGACACAACCACUGAUGGUGGAUAG